AUGUCUGGAAAAUACUCUGUCGAAGAUCUGUUGAAGCUGCGAGCAUCGCCGCUAAUAUGCAAACCUCCAAAUUUACCACCUAUAGAGGAAUGGAUGGGUGCACAAGAACUCAGUGGCAGAAGACCUAUAACUCGAGGAGUUAAAGAUGAACAACCUGUCCAAAGUGAACCCUUUCAAAAGAGACCAACUUUAAUUGACUCUCACCGUCGGACAGCGACAGAUCCCGAUCGCAUAGUUCUUGGUCCUCCUCGCCGCUCUUUUGCUUCUUCUAAUGCCCGUGCUGUUGGCAAGACGCAGGAUCUAGCAGAGGAAGCGGGAAAUCAUAAAGACCGAUCAGCGUUCAACGACAGAUCUAGAAAUGGCGACGAGUCCGAGCCUCGACACCAUGAGCGAAGAUAUACCCAAACAAAUGGUCGCUACAGUAGUCGUCAAGAGGGCGAGGAUCUAGAGACCGAAGGUCGUCGUGACUACGACCGCAGACCGAAAUGGGCAGGAAGAGACAGGAACGAUGACCAAGAGAAUGAUCAAACACAGGACGAUUCAUCACGUGGUUUCAGAAGGGACACGCAGUCGAGGGCGAAGCUGUCGCAGUCAUGGUUUAAGAAAGAUACCGGAGACGCUGAGGACGACAAGACACCUGACUGGCGUCGCGAUCGAGGAAGAGACCGUGAUUGGGACAAGGAUCGCCCUGCCAAAGUGGAGGCGGAGCCCGAAUGGAUGGACUCGACUGAGCCAGAAGAAUCGUUUCAAGCCCGUACUCAGGAGGACUUCCAACGAUGGAAAGAGCGGAUGAAAGCCGGCAGCACAGCAACUGUUGACAAAGUCGAAACAGCCGCCACCAGUCCACCACCAGAAGAGAAACCGGCCAGGAGAGUCGUUUCCGCCGAGCCGGAUGACUCAAUGGACAAAUUCUUUGCCAGAUUUGAGUCCAAGGCGACUGAACAGAAGGCCGGGCCAGCAAAGUCACAUGGGAAAACGCGCUUUGCGUCGCUCUUCAGCCCUGCAACCGAACAAAACAGGCAGAUUGAACCUCCUACUCAACCACCGCCCUCGGAGAGACCUUCAUCGGCGCAAGCGACAGGCUCGGCGACGGAUGCUGACCAAGCUGGAUUCGCUCGCAUCCUCGAAAUGUUGCAGACACGAAGUAACAAUCCUACUCCUCAAAACCAAGAAGCACUGAAACCGCGAACACCAUUAUACGCAAGAGCCAACGAGCAGAAGUCCGAACCAGAAGCGAAGCCUCCAACGCCUACACUGUAUGCAUUGUUAUCUGGCCAACUGGCAGGUCAACUGCAACAGCCUGAACAAAUUCAACCGGCUGCACCUCAGGAAAGAUAUACAGAGAGCAAAUCUCCAAGCGAGCAACACACGCAUACACGGCAGCAAUCCAGCAUCACUAAAGACGAGGUUCUUCUGAGCUUGCUUCGGCAGGCCUCUCUGGCGCCAAAACCUCAACCACCACCUCCUGCUGGAGGAGGAAUGUUUGGAUUACCACCUGACCCGGGCAAUCGUGCGGUCCAGCCAAGGGGGCCGGUGACUUCUCCAAUUCAGGCUCAGCAAGAUCCGACAAUAGCACAACGAAGGGAACCAAGAGGGCCAAUGUUCGAAGAGUCGCCCAUUUCCAUGUACCAAAGCGAACAGGCGCCGCGCGAACAACCCGGUAGAAGGCCGACCAACGGCACGCAGUCUUUGUAUUCGGAAGAUCCGCUGAUUGCAAUGCUCCGUGGCCAAGCGCCUCCACAAAGACCAAUGCAGCCUCCUCGACCGCCUCAAGCACUUCCACCUGGUCUUCAGCGGCCUCCUGGACUUGAUCAAAUGCCACGACAGAAUCCAAGCUGGCCUCCUCAGCAGCCACAGCAGCCACAGCCUUCGCGUCAGCUCUCACUCCCACCUGGCUUGCCGAACCUCCCCCGAGGGAUGUCAGGAGCACCGUAUGGUCAACCUCAGCAGAUUCCGAGUCAACAGACUCUGCCUCAACAGCAGCGUCCGCAGCAGCCACAACCGCAGCGGAAAUACACUGCAGAUUCGUCUGGGAUGCCCCCGAACCUUCCUCCCGGCAUGUAUCCCCCGCCUGGCUUCAUGAAUGCAGGACCUCCGCCGGGCUUUCCAGGUGCACUGGCAAAUCAUCCCGCUUCUAGGUUCGGUGGUGAUCCGGGUGCGCAGCAACGAGCUUUCAUGGAGAUGUACGGUGAUGUUGGCGGAAGAGGAUUGGGGUUGAGGGGUGGUGCUGGAAGUUCUGGGAUGCCGCCGUACCGAUGA
This is a messenger RNA of Cladophialophora psammophila CBS 110553, 2259 nucleotides long. RefSeq lists its product as uncharacterized. The record is from RefSeq and is a predicted model, not a curated record. NCBI's taxonomy places the organism in Eukaryota, Fungi, Ascomycota, Eurotiomycetes, Chaetothyriales, Herpotrichiellaceae. The transcript is spliced from 3 exons. Bases 1 to 2259 code for a protein of 752 amino acids.